AUGACGCACCGGCAAAAAGACCGCAAUCUUCUGCGCCGUGUCAUUGAGGCGGCCUUGGACCGCGAGGAGAAGGGUUAUCCUCCGAUGGCAGCACACGCGGCCGCGGCACAUGCAGCGCGUAAUGGGAUUCUGGGCAGUGCCGAUGUGUCCGAUGAAGAGCAAGCCAGACGGCUCACCAUCCCGACAACACACAACGAAUCCCUGAUCCCACCAAACGACAAGCUCCUUGUCUUUCGCUCCCUGACAGGUAUCGACAGCGUUCCCGCUCUGACACAAGCGGGGCACCUCGUCCGCACCGCGCCGAAUGUCGGCAUCUACACGCGAGUCGUGAGCAACGAGACCAAAGCGGCGCGCGCAUUCCGCACCUUCAACUUCCUCAUCAACACCUGUCUGGGCGUGCAAAUCGUCGUAGCAGCAGCCGUGACAGCAGUGGGCGCCGCCAGCGGCCCGCACUCGGCCGUCACGACCUUCGGCGCCAUUAACACCAUCAUGGCGGGUAUCCUGACGUACCUGCGUGGCUCGGGCCUCCCAGACCGGCUGAAGCACUACCAGAACCAGUGGAAGAAUGUCCGCGAGUAUAUUGAGCAGCGCGAGCGCGAGUUCUGUCUGGUGGGAUGUGACCUCGAUGUCCAGGAAGAAGUGUUUAUUGUCGAGAGCAUGUACCAAAACGUCAAGUCGGAGAUGGAAGCUACCAAGAGCUCGGAACACAAGACCCAAACACCGGAGGACCCCCGGAUCCGUCGCUCACUUCUGCCGCCGCGGCAUGAGAAACUUCCUCGCAGCCCUGCGCCGCCGGCUAAUCGCUCGGAGGCGUUGCAUGCGCGGCAGGUCGAGGAACCGGUUAGUCCGAUUACCGUUCCGGAACCGGUUGUUGAAAAGAUCUGA
Penicillium alfredii is the source of this 885-nucleotide messenger RNA. RefSeq lists its product as uncharacterized. The transcript has a single exon. The record is from RefSeq and is a predicted model, not a curated record. NCBI's taxonomy places the organism in Eukaryota, Fungi, Ascomycota, Eurotiomycetes, Eurotiales, Aspergillaceae. The coding region runs from base 1 to 885 and encodes 294 amino acids.